Molecule: messenger RNA, 2123 nt
Organism: Bemisia tabaci
Lineage: Eukaryota; Metazoa; Arthropoda; Insecta; Hemiptera; Aleyrodidae
Biological process (GO): regulation of DNA-templated transcription
Cellular component (GO): nucleus
Source: RefSeq, a predicted model, not a curated record
CUUUUAUAGGUUAUGUUUGUGCUUUCGUGUUGUGCAUAUCUGGUUGAGGUUCUUUUUUCUACGUUUUCCGAUCGAUGUUUUCAUUCUCGCGUCAUUUGUUGUCGUUGUAGUUGCUUCGUUUUGUAUCUCAUCAUAGUUUCUCAAAUUUCUGCGAGUUUAAUAGUGAACAUAAUCGAAAAGUUGCUAGUGGUAAGUGGAUCGAAAUGGCUGCGCUAGAUUCCUUGGCUGGCACUUACACUGACUCAGAAGGCGAAGAAGAAUUUCAUGAAUCAGACCGCAGACACUCAAGUGAGAAUAAAGCUAACAAUGAAACUAAAGAACCAGAAUCACCUCCAUCACCACCUAGACCAAAAAAGACAACAGAGACUGGCAACAAAGUUCUGUCCCGACUUGUAUCGUACGGCCACGAUGAUGUAGUAGCAUCAGAUGACGAAAUGGAUAUAUCAGAGGAUCCCAGUAAAACCUCAAUCGAUGAAAGCACUUUGAACGAUACCAAAGACGAUGAUGUUCAGUUGCCACCUGAACCACCAGGACGGUGCUCGAAAGAGCUUCAAGACAAAAUUAUCAAAUAUCUUGACUUAAUGAAAACAAAGAGGAUUGACACCAACAAAAUGAUCCAAAGCAGGAAAGACUUCCGCAACCCAAGCAUUUAUGAGAAGUUAAUUCAGUUUUGUGGUAUUAAUGAACUUGGUACGAAUUAUCCUCCUUCACUCUAUGAUCCAGGAAAGUGGGGGAAAGAAUCCUAUUAUGACGAGUUGCUGAAAGCUCAAACUGCUGAAAUAGAAAAAAGGGCGAAGAAGAAGGCCAAGGUUGAAAUAUUUACUGGAACAGCAAAGCGUCCAGCUCCCACGAUUGUGACAUCCUCUGAUGAAAUCAAAUUGAAGAAAUUAGGAUAGUUAUUCACUUCCGGCUAAUUAAUCAUUGGAAGCACUCUCUGUGAUAUUUGACCGUGAAGCACCGAUGAAAUUAUUUCAUUUCUUUCGACAUUCACUUAUAUCGACAGUGAGCCUCUAAAAGCUCUCAAAGGCUCUUUUUUGCAAGGCCUUUGAUGAAAAUUUUAAGCUUUGACCACGAGGAAGAAAUUCUUCAAUGGUCAACUUUAAAGAUUCAAUGGAUUCCAAGUUCUUAGAUGUAGGAAACCAACUUAUUGCGGGAAAUUGUUGAAAUUUUACCACAUAUCUGUCGCGGUUGGUCCUGCAAACAUUUUGAAGGAUCAUCUAUUUUUGAACGGGUCAGUCUCAGUUGCGCUGGUCACAGAAUCUCGUUUUGAAGGUCCAAAGUUAUGGAUCAGCAAAAAAUAAUAACAUCGGUCUAAACGUUUAGUCUCCAUGUCUAACAUUAACAAAGAUAUCCAUCUCGUAACCCGUAUGACGUCAUCUAUCAAGAUAGAACAUACCGCACGGUUCCUUCCACCUUGAUUUCAUCAGUCGGUGAUAAACGCAUUUGCACUGGUUGCUUCUCGUAACCCAUGGAUAAAAUGAAGGUGGGAGAAACUAUAAUAUGCGAUGUUGAUGCCCUCAUGCUGCGUUCCUGGAGGGGUGCGACUUUUUCAUCGUUAUUAUUGAGUGUGGAUACCUGUUCGGGUAGGUCUUACAAUUUUUUCUGAUCUCGCCUGAAAUCAUCAAAACAUGAUUCUAUGACCAGUACAACUGACCUAUUGUAUUUUAAUUAUCGGUCAUUUUGUUUGAUCGAUUGUAAUCCAUAAUUAAAUCUUUAAUCGCAUUUUGUAUUGUAUUCUUCUUGAAGUACUCCAAAUCGAAUGAUACAUGAGUGAAAUCAAGAGUUUUAAAAGAUCACCUAUCUAUCUAGCUGUGUUGUAAAUUAUGUAAGCAAAAUAUUGAAGAUACUUAUUUUUAGCGCUAGAAUAGUCACUAUGUCUUAAAGUAAGAAACAGUAAAAACAAAGAACUGUAAAAUUACUAUAAAUGCUUUAUAUAAGUAUGGUUUUUUGUGCUGUUUAUGACUAUAGCGUAACUAGAAUGGUUCAUAAUGGUCAUUCAUGUGUCUAGUUGCCUAGCUAAUACAUUCUUACUUUGAAUAAUGUACACUACAUUGUCACACAAUCACAAUGAUUUUCAUCUGCUCUCAUCAAAGAUUUUAUAAUAAAUUCAUCUGUCUAGUUUA